AUGUUUUUACCUCAGAAACAUACCACUGUAUACCCAGCCGUUGAUCCAGCAGGACCACUCAAAGAUGCCAGCAGCGGCAAGGUGGUGAUUAUAGCCGGCGCCGGUAGGGGGAUUGGCAAGGCUAUGGCACACACCUUCGCAGCCACCGGUGCCCGAGGCCUAGUUCUCAUAUCACGAACCAAAGGCCAAUUGGAGCAAACAGGGUCAGAGAUUCAGUCUGCACAUCCAGCUUGUGAGAUCAAGACAUUUGCUCUAGAUAUUAGCCAGCCAGAUGCCGUUCAGGAGAUGUUCAAGCAGAGUGUAGCCGCUUUUGGCGAAGUUCAUGUUCUUAUGGCGAAUGCGGGAAUUAUGGAACCAUUCAGUGGUACACUUGAUGAAGCUGAUCCGUCUGCGUGGUGGGGCGUCUGUGAGGUCAAUCUGAGAGGAACAUUCAAUCUCUGUCAGUCUUUUAUUCAGCAUCGCAAGAGCCUCGAGAAUGAUUCCGCUCCCGGUGUAAUUAUUGCUACAUCCGAUCAGGCUUGUACCCAGUUGUUCCCGGGUUACUCGGCGCACUGCAUCACCAAAACUGCCAUAAAUCGCAUUAUUGAAUACGCUGAAGCUGAAAACAAGGAAGUUAUCAAAGCAUUUAGCAUCAACCCCGGCGGCAUCCCCACCGAGUUGGGCCUUGCCUGUCCGGAAAGGUUCCACCCGUAUUUAACUGCCGAUGUGACAUUGCCGGCUGCGGUCUCCGUUUGGCUAGCUACAUCGGACAGGGCUUACUUUCUGUCUGGGCGGUAUGUGGAUUGUCAGUGGGAUGUGGAUGAAUUGUGUGCGUUAGAAGGGAGGAUUGUGGAGGAUGAUUUACUCUCCCUGCGAAUUAAAGAAACGUGA
This is a messenger RNA of Penicillium pulvis, 870 nucleotides long. Its product is annotated as SDR family NAD(P)-dependent oxidoreductase. The record is from RefSeq and is a predicted model, not a curated record. Bases 1 to 870 code for a protein of 289 amino acids. Gene Ontology annotation, cellular component: cytosol. Lineage: Eukaryota; Fungi; Ascomycota; Eurotiomycetes; Eurotiales; Aspergillaceae. The transcript is spliced from 4 exons. Gene Ontology annotation, molecular function: oxidoreductase activity.